Molecule: messenger RNA, 1365 nt
Organism: Mitosporidium daphniae
Lineage: Eukaryota; Fungi; Microsporidia
Exons: 2
Coding region: 1-1365 (454 amino acids)
Biological process (GO): translational elongation
Cellular component (GO): cytoplasm; nucleus
Molecular function (GO): translation elongation factor activity
Source: RefSeq, a predicted model, not a curated record
AUGCAUAGAUUUUCGCUUGCCCGUGGCGAACUGUCUGGACCAGUCGAAACAGAUUCCGGAGUUCAUACUCUUUAUUCUUAUUCAUGUUGUUCUUCCACAAAUAAGAUUAUCAUUACCGCCAAAUAUGCAGGCAUUCCAGUUACCUCAGAUGCCUCCUUUGUCUAUGGAGAAACCAAUAUGACGUCCACCUUUAAGAGCAAGUUUCCCUUUGGAAAGGUUCCGGCCAUGGAUGCUCCAGAAGGUCCCAUUUAUCAAUCAACCGCAAUUUGCACAUAUCUUGCUGAGUCAAGUACUGAAAAGGAGCGCCUUCUUGGUUCAACUCCUUACGAAAAGGCGCUUAUUGCUCAGUAUAUGAGCUUGGCCGAUAAUGAAUUUAUGCCGCCUGUUCGUUCUUGGACUCUUCCUUUGUGUGGUUUUAUGCCAUAUUCUGAGGAAUUGGUUACAAAGGCACGUUCCGAUUCGCUUUCCCUUCUUACCACGUUGGACAGUAUCCUUUUGUCAAAAACCUUUCUUGUGGGAGAGCAGAUUACUCUCGCAGACAUUUGCCUGUCAACUAACCUUUACGUGGCAUUUUUGUAUGUCAUUGGUCCAGAGCUUCGCAAAAAGCUCCCAAAUCUCACUCGCUGGUACUUGACUUGCUUUGCGCAGCCAGAGUUUCAAUGUUCCGACAAGGCUCUAUAUACUGAAGAUGACCUUCUUUGUAAAGAACCUCUUACGACACCAAAGCCCUGCAUUUCAACGAAAAGCGAAUGCUCAAAAGCUAACAAAUCCUGUUCAGCAGCUAAAUGCCCUGAGGCCAACAAAUCCUGUUCAACAAAGGCGUGCCCAAAGCCUGCUGCUGUGAACCACGAUGAAGAAGACGAAGAAGAAGCUGUGAAAGAAAAGCCCGUAAAAAAUGCACUCGAUGAACUCCCCCCUUCUUCGUUUGUCCUUGAUGCCUGGAAGCGCUUUUAUUCCAAUAACGAGACCACACCCACAGCGAUCGAUUAUUUCUGGAACAACUGGGAUCCUAAGGGCUACUCCAUGUACCGCUUAACGUAUAAAGACAAUGCCGAGCUGACAAAAAUUUUCAUGUCCUCGAAUCUGAUUGGUGGAUUCUUUCAGCGCUUGGAGCACAUGCGCAAGUAUGCAUUCGGCUCGAUGUGUGUCUUUGGCGAAGAAAAUAAUAGCGAAAUUUCGGGCAUGUUUAUCAUUCGCGGCGGUCCAGAACUUCCAGAAAUGUUCAAGGAAGUUCCAGACUUUGACUCGUAUGUAGUGGAGCAUGUUGAUUCAAGCGAUCCCGCUAUUAGAGACGAAUGGAAUGCAUAUCUAGCAUGGGAGGGAAACUUUAAGAAGCCCUUUGCUAAUGGCAAGAUCUUCAAGUGA